This is a messenger RNA of Pundamilia nyererei, 5074 nucleotides long. RefSeq lists its product as uncharacterized. The record is from RefSeq and is a predicted model, not a curated record. NCBI's taxonomy places the organism in Eukaryota, Metazoa, Chordata, Actinopteri, Cichliformes, Cichlidae. The coding region runs from base 395 to 4669 and encodes 1424 amino acids. The transcript has 23 exons.
GGACCAUUUCCACCCAGGCUCACUGGAUUCCAGCGCUGAUGCAGAGACAUUACUGGACUUGGCAAAACAGGCAGCAACAAUUCACAAUAAAUCUCACAUACAGGUAAUAUAUUUGCAGCGUCCCAUUACGGAGCCAUACUCCUACUUUAUAGCAACAAAAAUCUUGGAACGUAUAAAGUGGAAAACUGAGAGCAAAAAGCUUAAACCCCAAAUAAAACUUCAUAGAAAACUGGUUCCGAGGAUAACUGUAAAAGACGAGCAACGUGUGAGAGGUGUCUGUCAGAAAAAUGGCAGCACCAACACAGUCGGUGUAGAAGAAAUCAAAAAAGAGCGUGACACACCGACACAAAGUGAAAAUGACUCGAGGUUGAAAAGUGAAGCGGCUUCAGAAGUGAUGAACAGUCCAGGUGAGGUGUGUCGGGCGAUAAAGCAGGAGCCAGAAGAGGCUAAAAUAAAAGGAUCAGCUGGGGCGAAGCAAAGCUGCCACAAUGCCAACAAAGAUAAUGGUCCAGACUCUGGGAUAGAAGAUGGCAGAAAUAGCAAAGAUGUCCCAGCACAGCUGAAGAAUUACAAAGAAAUGGAAAGAAAAAGACAGCACAGUGUGUCUGAAACAUCGCAAGAGGACUCGUGUCCUACUGAGUGUGUGGGGAGAGAAAUGGGCCCUAAAAGACAGCGUCGGACCUCCAGAGAAGACUCGUGUGACAAAGCCCCAAAAAUGUCUGAUAUUAGCAUAAAGAAGGAGAACAAUGAAGAUGAAGCCUGCAAAGCGGCAAUUGACAAAGGUUUUAUCGCUCUGCUUAAAUGCUGCUGUCCUCAGCAUGAGCCGGUCUACCUCUGCGAGUCCUGCUCGUUGAAGGUCUCAGAGAAGGACAUCGUCAGCCAUCUGACUGGAUUUGACCAUCACAAGGUGCCACUGGUGGAUGUUAAUGUAAAUGAAGAAGUUUACAGUAAGGUCUCAAAACAAAGCUUUCAGUCGGCCAUAGAGACAGUCAAGGCAUUUCAAACUCAGCAGGACAUUGGGUCUACAUUCCCUUCAUCCUCAACUCCUACCUGCGUAAAACCUGUGGACACUUCAGUCGACCAACAUGAUGACAAUACAAAGGGCAGCGUGAAGGUGGUGAACAUGGUGACUGAUGCCGACCAAGAGGAGUCUGCGUUAUUUAAAGGCACUGGAAUAACUCAAGUCCUCCCUCAAUCAACUGAAGAGGGCACAAAGAGUAACAAAGCCCCCAAGCCAGCUAACAAAUCUGUCACUUGUUCAGUUACUCCCAGAAGUGGAGAAAACGUAAGUCUGUGUGUGUCAAAUGCAAGUGGCACAAAAACCACCUCCAAAGCCAGUAUUACUCCAAACACAAAGUCAACUGCAGAAUCUGCAGCGGUGUGCAGAACCGGAGCUCCAUCGAGAGUGACGGCUACUUCUUCAAACAGAAUACCUCCUCAGACUGAAUCCACAGUGGUGCGAGAGGCUACUUGCAAAACUGCACCUUCCUCCAGAAGUGAAAAGUUUCCAUCUCAUCAGUUAAAAACAAAAGCCACCCCUCAAAUGGCACCUGUGGCUAAAAAGCCCAGAACCUCAGUUAGACCUGAGAGUGUGGAGACUUCUGCAAAGACCGUACAUGUGAAGAAUUCAGUGGGGCCAAAUGCAUCACAUUGUCAUAAAAGUAACAAACCUGGCGCUCCUCAUCAGGCCACGGGCACGUCUGUCAGGCCUGAACACAAGAAGCCACCCACAGAGCCACCCCAAACCUCCAUGAGUAAUAAGACAAAGCCAAGUGAAGGCCUUCCUAAAGUAGGCUUAAAUGAGCUGAUUGUGGUAUCGUGUGAGGAGAAGCAGCAAGUCUACUGUAAGCUGUGUUCAGUGAAGCUAACCAGUUCCAGUGACUAUCACCUGAUCAGCUUAGACCACUGGAAAAAAUAUGUGAAAACGAAGUAUCCUGAUUGGACCGCAAAGCCAUCAGAGAUGGAGAGAAAACUGAAUGAGAUAGCGAUCCCCUUGACCGAGGCUGAGAGGAGUCUCGGACCUCGCAAACCACAGAUUCUGAAAGUGAAGAAGGACGUGUAUGAAAAGCUGGCUCAUCUUCCAGAAGAUGAAGCUGUCAAAUAUGUGAAGUCAAUGAAUCAGAGAAGCUUGCGGCUCUCAUCAACCUCCCCAGCUGAUUCUGCCUCUGCCAGUCCAUGCGACGUUUCAAGCUCAGAUGAUGGGAUAAAUAAAAUGUCAGAACUUUCUACUUACGAAUGUCCAGCGGUGGAGAACAAAAACCAGCACCAGGCACUGUUGAUCCAGAAAGAAGAAAUGAGCUCGAACUCAAAAGUGGAGGCGGACCUGGCUGCAUCGAAGCCAAUCGGACAGAGCACGGAAGAUGAAGACAUACAAUCUGAUGACAUGAUUCUGGACGAGCUUGAAGACGAGGAAACGGCAGAAAUUGAGGAUUUAGAAGAAGAUGUAGAGAUUCAGACUUGCACUGAAGUUAUGUCUGAAAUGCAGUGUCCUGAGCUUCAUGGCGGCACUAGAGACCACAGACCAAAGCAGCCGAAGAGUGAAGAAUUUCAGGACAACUGGACAUUGCCAGCAUGCGCACAAAAACCUUUGACUGUCAAAUUCAGCUGCUCAGAGCCACUCCCUGUAGCUGCUUCAGCUCAUCCAGAAGGGCAGAACCAGCUGAGACCAAGGCAGAAGAUGGACCACGUGUCUAGAGGCAAUCCAGUAUCAGAAGAGCACAGUGCAUCACAGGCAUUCUUAAGAACUCCAACAGAGGGAAGAAAUCAGCGCUCUAGUUCUGACAGCAAUUUGUCCAUCUUCUUGAAUACAAAGGGACUGGAUGCUGAACCAAUUGUUGGUAAGGGUUAUGUGUUGGAGUGCCGCGGGAUUGCUUUGGAAACCCUUUUCUUAUGCACGUGCUGCGAGAAGGCGCUCUCUCACCGCGACAUCUGUCAGCACAUGGUCAGCUCUGAGCACCAGCUCAAAUACAUGCGGAAAGUAUACCCUCAGUUUCUCCACAAGUUCUGGGAUGAAGACCUGCCUUUAGACAAGAAACUGGAACUCUUAAAGAAAGUUUCCUGGAAGCUCUCAGAGCGGGAGCAAGAUGAAAGUCCAAAGGUUACUACGCUGAGAAAGGAGUUGCAUGAACGUGUUCAGACGGCUCCAUUCAGUGAAGCUAUAAAAAUUUUGCAAAAUAUGCAUACGGACAAAUCAAGUAAACUGGGCCUGGCGCAGGACAACGAUGAACGCAGGGUCUUGGUACCACAGCACAACAGUCAGCAGUCGGAUGAGCGGCCAGUUCCAAAUGAGUCUCUUUCCACAGAAAUGCAAUCAGCUCAUAGAGCUGAGCGAUACCAGAGAAGUGACAAUGCUCAACUCACACAGGAGCCUCAGUUAGAGUCAACUCAAACGGUUGGCGACUUGGAUGGGUUCAAAGAAAGAGGACUCCAGAGUCCUCUCAAUCUGAGCGGCUCCAGCUCGAAGGAUGAUCCUGUUGCCUCACUGUUGCCCCAUCCUGGCUCAUGUCUCAGCCCUGAAGAGACCUGCUAUAAGCCUCCUGUGCAACCAAAGCUCACGCCACCAGUCUCUGACUAUCAGCAGCCUGCCCUCUGCUUGCAUGUGAAACAGGAAGAGGCGCACUCAGAACCAGCAUGCUCUUCGGCUGCUAAUCCUACUAUCAGCCAAACGCUGUCAGUGCCUCCCAGAGAUCAGUGUCUCCCAUCCAGGGAAAGGCCAGCUGAUACUUUGCCAUACAUAAAUGAUGUAGACUGGAGAUUGUUUAGACACCUGAUUGCUGUGGUGAGAGAAUGUAGAAUGAAAGCUUCUGUUACUGUUGAUACUUUGGACUCCUGCGCUGCCGGUUCAUCUGAAAGUGUGGAAAAUAGGUUGAAUUUGCAUACAGUGACAAAAACUCCAACUUCCUCUGGCUCAUUUAAAAGCAUGCCUCUGACAGGAAACCCUGCUAAUGCAGGCAGUGAGAACCAACGCUUCAGUCUGAGUGGAAGCUCAGAAGACACUUCAUCUUCCCUGGACCAUUUGAUGACUAGAAAUCCUUUUAAGGUUGAAGCUGCAUCUGGUGCAAGGGCUACUACCGCCACUGUUGAGCCCAAAGACCCACAGCAUCCACCAACUAUUGCUGAUCAAAGAGUCUUUGAACAUUUCAGCCCUGUUUGCUAUACAGACACCAGCCAUAACCCAGGACAGAUCCCACAGCCACAUGCUGACUCAGAGGCUGACAGCUCUGGAGUUGACCAGUUGCCCAUCAGUACCAUUGUAACCGAGAGGCUGACGCAAAGGUUUAUGGGACAUUAUACAGAACAGCCCCACACCGAGGUGAACAGCAGCCAUCAGGGCAGUUUCCCUACAACUUCUGGAGACAACCCCACUGACUUUUUGGUGCCUUCAACCGGAUACGAGUCACACAGCCAAAUGCCUUAUGUCGCAAGUUCACAUCCAGGGUACGCACCGCCUCAGGCCGUAUUAGGUUACACAACAGGAGAAAACCCUCAAGUUUAUACUGGAGCUUUAAACCCAAGUGAAGGAUACUCUGCAGCGGCAAUCUACCCGGGAAAUUUUUAUCCACAGCUCGCCAUCAGCCAUUCAAGUUUGCAGUUAUUUGGGCAAUCUGCGGUGACUCCAGGAUGGGUGAGCUUGGAUAUGUUGCACUACUACCCAUCAGUGAGGAGAUAAGUGACUGGUUUUUGGUUUUUCUACAAAAAAACAUUUGCUGUUGUGCGUUUUGACAUUUGAUUUCUCUCAAACUGUUUUUGGGAAGCCUGAGGUGCAAAUUGACACAUUCGCUGCCUUUUUCUCAGUAUUUCUGUGUUUUCACUUGCCCUCCUGUACAGCAUAUGUUCUGAUCACAUUUAAGAAGCUAGAUUUAGCCUGUUAAAACUCUUUGUUUUGUGUGUUGUUUUUUUUGCCUUGUGGUUCAUUUUGAGUAAAGCGCACAGAUUUUCUGUGCAAGUAGCAAAAAGUUAUGUUUAAAACUGUUUGUAUUCAGUAUGAAGAGUGUGACGAAAUCUCAUUUAUUUGUAGCUUGUUUUUAAUCUGAUAAUAGCAGUUUUAUAUAUAUUUGUGGGUUUUUGUUUUGUU